Messenger RNA from Entamoeba dispar SAW760, 1113 nucleotides. RefSeq lists its product as uncharacterized. Gene Ontology annotation, biological process: ribosomal large subunit assembly. Gene Ontology annotation, molecular function: protein binding. The coding region runs from base 1 to 1113 and encodes 370 amino acids. The transcript has a single exon. Lineage: Eukaryota; Evosea; Mastigamoebida; Endamoebidae. Gene Ontology annotation, cellular component: nucleolus. The record is from RefSeq and is a predicted model, not a curated record.
AUGACUGGACAUAGUAAUUCAAUUUUAUCAUGUAAAUUUUCACAAGAUUCAAGUAAAUUAGGUUCAUGUAGUGGAGAUCAUACAGUUAGAGUAUGGGAUUUAAAUACAUGUACUCCAAUUUGUACAUUAAAAGGACAUGGAGAUUGGGUAUUAAAUUUAGAUUGGCAUUAUGGAAAUAAAUUAAUUGCAAGUGGUGAUAAACUUGGAAAAGUAAUUGUUUGGGAAUUAAAUGAAAAUGGAACAAAUGGAAAACAACUAUGGUCAUAUUGUCAUAAAAAUUUUAUCAGUGAUAUUCAAUGGAAACCUGAAGUAUUUGGUGAUUCUGCUAUUUUUGCAUCUUCAUCACGUGAUAUGUCAAGUAAAAUUUAUGAUGCUAGAAGAGGUGAAGUUAUUCGAACACUUGGAGGACAUACUCAAGGAGUAACUAGUAUACGAUGGAGUGGAAAUGAAAAUAUAUUAUAUACAUCAUCAAGAGAUAGAUUGAUUAAUAUCUAUGAUAUGAGACAAGCAAAUCCAAUUCAUGUAUUAAAAGGUCAUUCUCAUUGGAUUAAUAGUAUUAGUACUUCUACUGAAUAUGUACUUAGACAAGGAGGUUAUGAUCCAUUAGAAAAAGAUAAAGGAAUUGAUGGUGCAAAAAAAAGAUUAAAUAAAAUAAUAGGAUGUGGUGGUGGUGAACGAUUAGUUUCUGCAAGUGAUGAUGGAACAUUAUAUAUGUGGAUGCCAUUACAAUCACAAAAACCAAUCCAUAGACUUGUUGGACAUUCAAGUCAAGUUAUGUCUUGCAAAUUCUCCCCUGAUAGUAGAAUUAUAGCAAGUACUGGAUGUGAUAAAAAUAUGAGAAUUUGGGAUGGAUUUACUGGAUCUUGUUUACAUACAUAUAGAGGACAUGUCCAAACAAUUUAUGGCUGUGCAUGGUCUCCAGAUAGUAGAAUGCUUGUAAGUGCAAGUAAAGAUAGUACAGUCAAAUUAUGGAAUGUUGUUCCAGGAUGUCGUAAAUUAAUGACAAAUCUACCAGGUCAUUUGGAUGAAGUCUUUUCUAUUGAUUGGUCACUUGAUGGUAGUUCUGUAGCAACAGCAUCUUAUGAUCAUACUAUUAAAAUCUGGAGAUAUUAA